GCCUAAAUUUACUUUCGUCUAGAAUUCUAAUUCCAAUUCCAGAAUCAACAGCUAAAAGCUAAAAUCAAGAAUCUAAAGUCUCACUCAAAGUUCGAAUCAUUUAUUAAUAAAUAAGAUCCCCUCAAACCAAACGAAUAUUGAAAACACACACACUCUCUCUAUCAUUUCCUCCCCCCAACGAUAUGCAGCCCGCAUGCGGAAACCGCGACCGCCGCAUCGGGCAAGGCGCGUGCACCGGCCCACGUCCGCUGUGGCGGGGUAUAAGAAUCUCGCGUCCUCCAUCUCUCGCUCUUUCUCUCCUUCAUCCGUUUAUAAUAACUACCAAGUCCGCAGUUGCGAAGACCGCGCGGUACAGUCAACAUUUCAUUCCUGAUAUUCAUUUGCAAGAAAGACCUCACCCUAUUUUAUCGCCCACUCCAUGCAGCAAAGACUUCCUCGCAGUAGCCAUGUCUAAUCCCUCAAUGCCUUCAAUUCUCCCUUCCGAUCUCAUUCAACUAGUCCUCUUGGCUAUUAUUAUCCUCCUGCUCGCGGUAACAAUAUCCUACGUCCUAGGCUGUUACGUCCUUGAGGUCAACACCGAGUUGAUAGAUGGCGGCAGAACUGAACGCACAAAUCAACUACUUUUCUUUCGCAAAGGCCCCGUCAAAUUCAUCAUCGGUAGCCACCAUGUUGGCCGUCGGGUUCUUCAGACUACGAAUUCGCAUGCUUCUUUGGUAUCGGGUUCAGGGCGACAAGCGGGCUGAGACUGGUAAAUACUUCUCGCCGACCGCAAUCGGAGUCAGCAAUAUGGGUAUCACGAAGAACAAUCCACGCAGAUCUUGGCCGUGGGGGCGAGAAUGAAAGAGACAGGGCAUGAGGAAGUACGACGGAAGCUGUCUAAACUUGGCAUUCUUGGCCUGACCAGAGACAAGCAAUCAGUUUUGCGAAUUCUGAUUAAACAGAUGAAAAUAACCAUCACUUCCUUCGCUUCUAAUAAUUCACCUUAUAUAGCACUUUCAGACUUGAGUCCUGAUCUUCAGACAUCAAAUCAUCUAAUUGUAUUUCGUUACUGGCGACUUUGACUCUAUUCACAAGUCGUUUUGAUACUAUUGAGAGCCUUGACCCUCUAUUCACUUGGAAUUUGUUUCUCUCGCCUGGAAGACGCCAAUGUCUUUUCUGUGACACAUCAUGCAGGGAUUCA
Messenger RNA from Botrytis cinerea B05.10, 1180 nucleotides. RefSeq lists its product as hypothetical. The record is from RefSeq and is a predicted model, not a curated record. The transcript has 2 exons. The coding region runs from base 183 to 743 and encodes 186 amino acids. NCBI's taxonomy places the organism in Eukaryota, Fungi, Ascomycota, Leotiomycetes, Helotiales, Sclerotiniaceae.